Molecule: messenger RNA, 2820 nt
Organism: Penaeus monodon (black tiger shrimp)
Lineage: Eukaryota; Metazoa; Arthropoda; Malacostraca; Decapoda; Penaeidae
Exons: 1
Coding region: 1-2820 (939 amino acids)
Source: RefSeq, a predicted model, not a curated record
AUGGAUGAAAAAUUGAAGAACAGACGAGCAGUUGCCAAGCGCAAGUUCACGCGGAAGGUGAACCUGCUGAAGGAGGCACAGGCACGAGGGGAUCCCUUGCAAGUCUUACAAGACAUCUAUAGUGAUGUUUGUGAGCAAUUUAAGCAAAUAGAGGAGAUCAAUGACGAGUUGGUAAGGUCUUUUGAUUCUUGUGAUCAUGAUUAUGAGAAAAUAAUUGAUGGCAUCGAGCAUUACAUUAUAGAGAUUGAAAGAAUAAAGAAUGACGCACAUGCAAUAAUAGCUAAGACAGUGCUUAAUGACAGGCAAACUGUGAAAGAUUUGCCUAAACUUAGGAUGCAACGACUAACUCCACCCCACUUUGAAGGGAAAAUACGUGAAUAUCCCACAUUCCGUAAAGACUAUGAGCGACUGAUGAAGCCCAUGUAUGAAGAUGAUCCUUAUGUUCUGCGUUCUUGUUUGUCAGGUGAAGCAUUGGAAAUCAUUCAAGGGGUAGACGAUUCCUUUGAUUCCAUGGUCAGUAGAUUAGAUAGUAGAUAUGGUAAUGCAUCAAAACUGGUUGAGUCAGUACUAAGUGACCUUAAAAGUCUUCAAAUGAUACCUGAAGGUAACUCAAAAAGGUUUAUAGAAAUGGUAGAUAUAGUUGAAAGGGCAUUCUUAGAUCUUAAAAGGUUCAAUCUAAGUGCAGAAAUGAAUACGGUUACGAUAAUUAGCCAUAUAGAAAAGCUUUUGCCUAGACUCCAAAAGAGAGAAUGGGUCAAGAUUUUACAAACCAUUAAAAACAAAGAGGAAGUAUUUAAUGAGCUGUUACAGUAUUUGUUAAAAGAAAAGCAAGCACUCGAGUAUAUGGAUUCUGAUGUCAGAACAAAUGAUGAUAAUAGCAAAGCACAAGUGCACGCAGUAAAUAUGAACGGUGAACCUGAUGCCUUGAAUACUGUAAUUACUAAACUUCAGGGUAAACAGGACAAAAUGGAGGAAUGUCUGAUAAAUUUAACCAAACAGAUGUCAACCUUGUCAGAAAAUGUCCAGGGAGCCGGAGCCAGCGUCAGGAACUUGGGUAAAUGUUGGUACCAUGGAACAAAUACUCACAGCAUCACACAGUGCACAGGGUUCCAAAGGCUUGGCAACAAUGACAAGAUGGAUGUUGUGCGUAAAAUGAGAGCUUGUUUCCUUUGCUUGCAGACAGGACAUGUAGGACGUCAGUGCACACUAAACGUCUCAUGUAGUGAAUGUGGGAAUAACCAUCAUACAAUGCUCCAUAGCUGCCUUUCUAAACCACAAGCACAUAUGAAUAGUAACCUCCUAUCUCGUGAUGGUGUGCUCCUGAUGGUAAAUUCUGUAUAUAGUAAAGCACAUCCGAUAACCACGCUGUGGGACUCAGGCAGCAACAUGACUUUGAUAACUAAUUGUAUGGCCAAGCAACUUGGAUUAAAGGGAAGGAGCAUAAAUAUAGCAGUCACAAAAGUAGGCAAUGAGUGUACUCGAUUUGAAACAAUGGAGUAUGAUGUUCCAAUUAAUGACUGUCAAGGUAAGACUCAUGUGGUUAGAGCAUGUGGAAUUUCUGAAAUCACUUCUGAAGCAUGUCCAGUAGAUACAAAUAGUGUGGCACCUCUCUUGGGCGUCUCAGAUAAAGAUAUUGAACGUCCACAUGGCAAAAUUGAUUUGUUAAUAGGCUCAGAUUACUGCGGGUUAUUACCUUCCAUAAUAAGAACAGUAGGAAAUCUCCAACUCAUGCAUGGCCCCUUUGGAUAUUGCAUUCGGGGUUCACAUCCUUUAUUGAAAUUCAGUUCUACCGACAAUACACAUAUAUAUGUUCAAGUGAAUCAUGUGGCUGGUAGAUCCUGUGUCAGUGAUUUAUUUAUAGAACCAAAGACAAGUCUAACGAAAAGGCUUGACCAAUUUUUCAGUGUAGAGAACUUAGGAACCUACUGUAACCCAAAAUGUGGCAACUGUAAGUGUGGAAAAUGUCCACUUGGCAGCAAUAAGUACAGUGUUAAGGAAGAAAAAGAGCUUUCACUCAUCACAAAGGGUUUGAAUUAUGACCCACAUAACAAAUGCUGGACUGCUACUUACCCGUGGGUCAAGUCCCCAGAAAACUUACCCAAUAAUAUGUCUUCUUGUUUAGCCAGACUAAAAUCCAUGGAAAUGAGAUUAAUUAAAAAGGGAGCAGAAUAUGCAAAGGCAUACAACAAUCAAAUCCAAGACAUGGUUUCACGGGGCGUUGCCAGGAAAUUGACUGAUGAAGAAAUAAAGAGUUAUAAAGGCCCAGUGCAUUACCUUCCACAUCAUGAAGUACUAAAACCUGAAUCAAAGUCCACACCUAUCAGGAUUGUAUCCAAUUCCUCUGCCUCAUACAUGGGUCAUGUUCUCAAUGAUUAUUAUGCUAAGGGUCCUGAUGUAUUAAACGAUCUUUAUGGCAUUUUACUUAGAUUUCGUGAGAAACCAGUAGCAAUGGUCGGGGAUAUCAGCAAAAUGUAUAAUUCUGUACUAAUUUCAAAACUGGACCAGAUGACUCACAGAUUCCUGUGGAGAGACAUGAAUACUAACAAAGACCCAGACCAUUAUUGUCUUCGAACAGUGACCUUUGGCGAUAGGCCCAGUGGUAUAAUUUCCAUAAUAGCCUUACAGAAAACAACUGAGAUGCUCCGGGCUAAAUAUCCUGAGACUGCUGCCAUGCUUAUCAAUGACUCAUAUGUGGAUGACAUCCUGCAUUCAUGUGAAACUAUGUCAGAAGCCCUCAGCAAAAUAAAAGCCACUGAUGAAAUCCUCAAGUUAGGAGGCUUUCAGAUAAAACAAUGGGUGGUAUCUGGUAACCAUGAAUAA